AUGACGCCUUCCUACUGUGUUUAUCGCGGGGGUCUCACGUGGCCUGCAGCUCGAGGUGCGCGCCUGCUACGUUUCUUGACUAGUAGUCAAGAAAAAAAAGAUGAAUCAGAAGCCAAUAUUUCAAGUGAAGACUUCCCUUAUGACCUGGAACUCUGCGUUCCAACAGCUGGUCAUGUAGCUUUGGUACUGGUGCAGAAGGCCGCAGAAACUCAAAUUCACUCCGCGAUGACUCGUCAAUCUAAUAAUGUUGCACGUGUUGUCUACGUGCUCGAUGCAAUACCCCCUUCAAGACGAGGUCCACGGGAUGAGACAUCACAGACAAGGAAUUUGAAGACUCCUGGAGGACAAUUUCUUUCCCAUCCCGUAGACGAAAUCGAGCUACUUCGAGAGCUCUUUGCACCUCAGAAACGAGCUACAGGUGGCAAAGAAGGUAGUGUGGUUGUCAAGCCUCCCGUACUUUGUGCCAGAUUUGAUUGCCAAGUGAUAUCUAUCCAAUUUAUCCGCGGGAGAAGCGGUCUACAGCCGAUCCUAACGGGUCAAAAAGAUUCAUCUUCGUGUUUUCGUGCGUCUAGCCUUGCUGCAGCAACGCCGUUACGGUGUGUCGUGGCCAGAGAAGAUGGCAUGGCGUUUUUAUGGGAGUGGCAAGCGGAUCUAUUUCAGUGGAUUUUUCUCAAUCGUUUAUGCUUCUUAGAAAACCCAAAUCUUAAGUGGACCAAGCCGGUAGCUGCCUUUACAACGACCGACUUGCCGUUGAGCAUUCAAACGCCUGGACCGAGUGAAAGUACAUCUGGAGUCGGGUUCAGUGGUGCAACGGAAUUUGUGUGGUGGUCUACUGCUACCAAACACGAGCCGAAAUUAAAGCUUCGCCGUCUACGCUUUGAACGUGCAACAGAUGCCUUGCGAGCAACGGAUGUCAUUGUUGGGAGUGCAUUUACCCCUCAGCCCUCAUGUAGCGAUAUUGUCAAGCUAUUUAGCUCCAAACUCGGUCUAUUUGCAGUCUCUCGAACACAAGGUAUUUUUUUUCGAAGCUCGACCGCGUCUCUGCAGACUGUUAGCUUGAGUUGGCGUAUGAUCUUUUCAUUGAAUGAGAAAGCCGUGAUCCCAGCCAUGUCAAAAAUGGCACUGUGCCUCCAUACGAUAACUGGGGAACUCAUGAUUGUACUCCUUGAAACACGGGAUGUUUACCUUGUGACGUCAGAGUACAGUGACAAGUUGUCUAACGAAGCGAGCAAAGGUACAAGUGGACCGUACUGUUUACUAUCCGCACGAAAAUUAGCUACUUUGACAUAUCCGCAGUCUAGAAACGAUUUUGGGGAUCAGGAAGAUGAAGUUGUCGAAAUUGCAGCACAUCGCCACAUUUUUUUACUAUUGACCUCUCAAUUUAUCCACAUUUACACCCUUGUUUCGGGAACUUUACUAGAAAGUAUUAGCUUGCUGAAUACAGAUCUUGGUGGCGUAACGUUUUGGACUACUUCAGGCGCUUCAAGCUCAGUAGGGCUAUGGAAUUCUAGUGGAUUCUGGACUAUUCGUGUACCUCAAGCAAAGGCAAUUGCUGCAGCUCUACAUCGUUCACAUCUCACUAAUCAGAAUGAGUCGCAUGAACAAAAUCCCGAAGCAGCUUUUCUUGCUAUGAAAGAUUAUAGCACAGGUGAGUUGCGUUUAGAAGCCGUGCGUUACGCACUUGAAGUGCUGGAACGCGUGACUCGAUCGGCUAUGGAUCCAUCUCGAAGCCUGCCAAAAGCGUGGGAAGCUGUUUGGAACACAGUAUCGAAUCCAUCCUUCCUCUUGGCACUGCUUGGCAAUAGAGCAACAUCUGAGAACAUUGUUAGUGAGUUAACGCAGCUCGUCACUGCAAUCUACAAGACAGCAAGUGGAAUUCUUUCUUGCGGCCGAUUAGAUGGGGCAGGUGCUCCAAAUCACGAAGGUUAUUUGCUUCGACUGACACCCGCUAAUCUCGAAUCACUCCAUCAUCUCUCGAACUGGAUUGUUCUCGCCAAAAGAAAGCUAGCUCGUUUGGAAUCAAACAGCUGUACUCACGAAAGUAAACCAACAUCUGCUGACAGAUCUCGCAAGUGGCCAAUUCGAGCAGCGAGUGACCUCACGAUCGUGCUUGCUAAUGAAGACGAUUUGUCAGCAUCAUCAGAAAUACGAAAUUUACAACGAAAAGACUCCGUUAUCGAUCCUGAAGAUGCGUAUAAUUUUCGUCUUAGUCGAAAAUUACGCCCCAUGAGCAGCUUACGAUUUGCUGCUGGUUGUAGCACCAGCUCGCAGCAGCAAGGACGACAAUGGUUGACACAACUUGAGUCAUUUCUCUUGGAUGGUGUAGCAUUUAAAUCACGAAAAAAUGGUGGUGCACAUUUAAAGCACAAAACGAACGCAAUGCCCAGCCAUCGGCUCUUCCAUAAUGAGCGAACGUUGACGGACUUUCGCCAUGUUACGGCUUCAUCCUUUUCAAAGCACAUGUAUCUGGAGUCAAUGAGCCGCUUGUAUUUGCUGUAUGAACCCGAGUCGCUGCUUCCACUUAUUCGGUGCAUCGACCGUUUCUGUCCUCGAAUUUAUUCAUUGUCGGGGCACCAACCUACGGUUCGAUCCAACGCAGAGCGAGCGAUGACCCUAUUUCCUCCGCUUGUAGAUUUGACUACUAAAGCGCUUCAAAACACAGAUAGCACGGUCGGACAAGCAGCAAAAGCCUCGCUAUUGGCUUAUGUGGAGCUCUUAAGCUACUGUGGGCACUACAUGGAAGCGUGCAAAGCGUUGUUGCAGUGUCACCUGUACAAAGAGAGUAAGGAGAAAUUUUUGCUGCUGUUAAAAGGGCCCUUAAAUGCACAGAAUGUUAGUGCGGACGAGCAAGAAGACGACGCUUGGCUACGAGCUUCAACAUCAAGCUCACUCUACUUUUUGUUGUUGAAAUAUUGCAUGACACAUUGUGAUGUCACGGAACUAAAAGAAUUAUUGAUGCUCAAGCCCGCUCAUGUGGAUAUAUUACUCGUCCUUCGAGCUCUUCAAGUUGCGUUUUCGUCUAAGGAAAAUAAGGAAAGUAAAAAGUGCGCCACUGGUAUAACUGUUGGCGACCUGCGGUCAGUUCUUGCUGCCUUGAUGCAGCAGCGACGUGUUGGGUAA
Molecule: messenger RNA, 3120 nt
Organism: Plasmopara halstedii
Lineage: Eukaryota; Oomycota; Peronosporomycetes; Peronosporales; Peronosporaceae
Exons: 1
Coding region: 1-3120 (1039 amino acids)
Source: RefSeq, a predicted model, not a curated record